AUGGCUGAAACGGAACAUACAUUUUUAAAUGAAGAAAAAGAAUUAAUGAAACCCAUAAAUUCCCAAAAUAAUGAUGAUGAUGAAUACGAUAACGAAGAAUACUAUACCGACAAUAACGAGGAUGAUAAUGAUGAAAAUACCCUUAAUACUGAUGCCAAUCAGGUGUUACUUGUACCGUACAGUGAUGAUGAUGAUGAUGAUGAGGAUGAUAUGGGUGAUAACGUUAAUAAUGACGAUGAUGAUGAGGAUGAUGAAAACUAUAACGGAGAUAUUGAAAAUGAUGAUGAAAAAGCAAUAUCAAAUGAAACCUGUGCUUUAUUUUUAAAACAAAUUUGGGACGUACAUCAAAAUAGUAUUCAAAAACAAAAACAAGAUCGUUUUUUACCUUUAACUAAAAAAUUUGUAGUUUCAAGUUUUAAAAAAAAACAAAAAAUGCUCAACGAUCAUCCCCAACUUAUAAACCAUAUGAUAUUUUUAUGUCGUAAUAUUGCAAAUGGUAAAAUACCUACGGAUAUAUCAGGUUGUGAUAAGGCAUUAUUUCAAUACAUUUCGGAUAGAUCUACACCUAAAGAGGACGUGCAAUUACACCUACUCGAACAAUUUCCCGUCCAAUAUUAUUGUAAUAAAGCUAUUGCGAAUAUAGAAAAUAUUAAAAAUGGGAGACGACGUGAAACGACUAAUGUUAAUCGACGGCGAGAGACACAACACGAUGCUACAGACUCUGGAAAAACUAGUGGGGGACAAAAAAAUUUUAAACGAGGCAAAACAAACAGCCGCCGAAGGCGAAUUACUUGAAGGUCACGCAACAAUGAUGGACAGUGUAGCACGCAAACCCGCUCAUGCAACAGACGAUAUUAUUCAAUUUACAAAAAAGAAGAAAAAUUAUCUUAAAGAACAAAAAGCUUUAUCUGCAGCUACACCCGCACCCCCGCCUGCAGAAGAUGGUGAUGGUGAUGCUACACAAUUUAAAAAAGGUUCUGUGGCUGCCGCCGAUCGUGUAAUACGUUCAUUUUUAAAGAAUAAAGGUGUUAAAGAAACCGACAAGGGUGUAAAAAUUGGCGGUAAAACACUUAAUUUUGCCUACGAUGAUAUGAUUGAAGAUCUUACAAGAAAUGUAAAAACCACAAGUACAAAUUUAAUACCAUCUCAACAUACAAAAUUAUUAACAGAAUUAAAAAAACUUCGUAUGCCCGUUGCUUAUAUACGAAGUCAAAAACUUAAAAAUCAGUAUCGUGAUAUCAUUGAUAGAGCUAGUAACGGUAGCGAAGCAUUACCCUCAACAUCUUCACCACCACCUCCUUAUACAACGCCGCGACGUCCACAGAGCGCGGGACCUCAGCAUUUAAAUCGUAAAGGACAAUUACGACCAUUUAUGAAUUAUUAA
Molecule: messenger RNA, 1384 nt
Organism: Paramuricea clavata
Lineage: Eukaryota; Metazoa; Cnidaria; Anthozoa; Malacalcyonacea; Plexauridae
Source: the annotation of a GenBank genome assembly